ACAUAAUUUUGAAUAUUUUGUGUUGAGAAAAACCCUAAUUAGAAAUUGGAGAGCCACCCACCUUGAGAGAGAGAUUCCGGAUUUUUCCAGUCGUCUGACGCCGCUGCUCGCCGUCCGCCACCAGAAGCCGCCGGACGCCUCUAGAAGCUGCACGCCGUCGCCAUCGGAAGCCGCCGCCGCCGGAGUGGGCUGGGCAAAUUAUCCAUAUUUUAUAAUUACAUAGAAUCUCAACACUCUCCAUAUUUGAUAUAUUUUUUUGUUGCUUUUCUAUCGGUGUAAUUCUGCAUUUUGAGGAGCAAAUUAUCCACAAACAUGGUGGAGCUUCUAUUUGAUGAUAUUUUCAAGGUCAAGUGUGUCAACCCAGAUGGGCAAAAGUAUGAUAAAGUUUCUAGAAUUGACGCAAGGAGUGAGAAACUUGCCAUGCAUAUGCUUCUGGAUGUAAAUACAGAGAUAUAUCCAAUUGAUGAAGGUGAGAAGAUUCUGAUGGUCUUAUCUCCCACACUAAAUUAUGAUGGAGCUCCUGUUGCCAGUCAUAGUAGUCAGGAAGGGAAGAAAUCAUUAGCAGAUAAGUUUGAGUAUGUGAUGCAUGGGAAACUAUACAAACUUUCAGAAGAAGGCUCAGGAUCAGACUUGAAAGUAGAGGUUUAUGCAUCUUUUGGAGGACUCCAAAUGAUGUUGAAGGGCGAUCCUGUCCACUGUGCCAAAUUCAGGGUAGAUCAGAACAUGUUUUUGCUCCUUCGGAAGCUCCCAUGAACUGCAACCAUCACUCCACUUCUUCACUCUCAUGGCCUUUGUUUUUACAGAAAUUAUUAUCUAUGGCCUGAUUAUUUAUUAUAUUUACAGAUAUCUUGUGAAUUGAAGAUCUUUACUAAAUUGAUUUUCCUAGUUUGUUGGAUGGUUUAACAUAACAAGUGUUCUUUUUCCCUUCCUA
Molecule: messenger RNA, 931 nt
Organism: Momordica charantia (bitter melon)
Lineage: Eukaryota; Viridiplantae; Streptophyta; Magnoliopsida; Cucurbitales; Cucurbitaceae
Product: DNA-directed RNA polymerases II and V subunit 8A
Biological process (GO): DNA-templated transcription
Cellular component (GO): RNA polymerase I complex; RNA polymerase II, core complex; RNA polymerase III complex
Source: RefSeq, a predicted model, not a curated record